Molecule: messenger RNA, 1174 nt
Organism: Rhodamnia argentea
Lineage: Eukaryota; Viridiplantae; Streptophyta; Magnoliopsida; Myrtales; Myrtaceae
Exons: 6
Coding region: 694-1122 (142 amino acids)
Source: RefSeq, a predicted model, not a curated record
UCUGUUUGCCUUCUCACUCUCCCUCCCUGUAUCUCUCUCUAAGAAUCUGCUCUUUAUUUUCUUCUUCUCUUUUGCGAAUUCAUCAUCAAGCUCCAUCAUUCACACACGCAAUGUUGCGAAAACCUUUCCAUGCUUGGAGGAUCAAGCAAGAAAUCCAGAAAUUGACAGCCGUUCGCACGCCUCCAGUCCGUGAAUCACCCGGCUCGCCCACUCGCCCCACUCCACUCACCUCGCUCUCUCCUCUCCCGCCUCUCUUCUUCUACUGCCAAAACUUCCCACCCACGUCUCACUUUCGUUUUACCCACCAAAGUCUCUCCACCUCUGCGGCUUACUACUACUCUCGUGCGCCAGAGCCCGAGCCCGAGCCCAUUACCCACCUCGAGGAUCCGAUUCUCGGCGAGGGAUUCUGUCGCGGGAGGACGCCACCUGAGGAACGCGUGUCGAUCUUCACGUGCCUGGGUGAGUACGGCAAGUGCUCCGUGUUCUGUUUCUGGACCAAACAUAACUCUCUGGAAUUGUCUAGAGAAGAAGCCAUGGUGUUCAAUUACGCGGGACCAAAUGUAAUUGAGGGUUUUAUUGAUGCUAAAUGAUGGGUUUUCCUGUUUUGUGCAUUGUUUUAUGCUUGAGAACGAACGCUGGGUUUCUGUUUGAGUGCAGGUGGCAUCUUUGGAGCUAUUGCCGUGCCAUCUGGGAAUGAUUGAAUGGCAGAAGCGGAAUCCGAAGGUUCUUAAUAGGCUUGAGGUAUAUCCCAGAGAUGUGUAUGAUGCAGCGAUGGAAGAACUAAAGAAGUAUCACAGAAAGCCUGCCAAGAAACCAGUUGGUAAUAAGCUUGAUGUCAUCAGACGUCGGUUUCGUGUGGCAUAUGAAGAAGCAAUGAAGUAUGGAGUCGGGGCUAUGAUGAAUAGUCGUUUCCCAGUAUUAGUUGCCCUGUGUGAUGGAAGGCCACUCGAGGAAAAGAUAGCUUUUAUGAGAGCAACGAUUGAGUAUAAUAAUUGUCCUCUUCGGAUUGGUCUUCGGAGAGAACGGUUCUGUCAGGCAAGAUCCUCUCGUCUGUGGCGUCUUUGCGUGUUGCAGUUGCUGAUGUGGAUCCAAUCUGGUGCUUACUUUGGAUGGAAGAAAUGAAAUGGGACAAUUCUGUCGGAUAACCUUUGGGGAUGGUCAAGGUAGGCAUAAU